Messenger RNA from Lactuca virosa, 597 nucleotides. Lineage: Eukaryota; Viridiplantae; Streptophyta; Magnoliopsida; Asterales; Asteraceae. The record is from the annotation of a GenBank genome assembly.
AUGGGUGGAAAAAUUGACUCUUCCAUUAACAAAGGCAAUGCUCCGUACACUUUCAGACUUAGAGGUCAAAAUUAUCAUAGUAUAGGAAGUCUUAUACCUUCAUAUGGAUCCAAACCAAAGUUCUCUCAACUUUACAUAUAUGAUACUGAAAACGAAGUUUCAAAUAGACAAAACGCUUUCAGCAGUAAAGAAAAAGACGGGUGUAUAUCACCUUCUCAUUCACUUGAUAUCGAGAUCAUACAGUUAUUGAAGGUCAUGUUGGAUUCAACAAAUGAACUGGUUAAGUGGUAUAGAAUGGCAAGAGAUUGUUUUUCUGAAAAUCCUCAUAUGGAUUUAAAGUUACAUCUUAUAGGAAGAAGGCAAAAAUAUGGACGAACGUAUAACUUACCUACUGCUUCUGAGGUUGUUGCUUUGAUUGUUGGUGACAUUUGUGAUUCAAUUGAUAAUAGAGAUAUCAUUGUAACAACUCAGUCAGGAAGUCUACAACGUAUAAAUGAAUUACAUUUUGCUUACCUUGCUCUUCAAUACCCACUACUCUUUCCUUAUGGAGAUGAUGGAUAUAGAGUUGACAUCCCUCAUAAAGGUGUUACGCCUUAA